This is a messenger RNA of Desarmillaria tabescens, 516 nucleotides long. RefSeq lists its product as uncharacterized. The record is from RefSeq and is a predicted model, not a curated record. The transcript has 3 exons. The coding region runs from base 1 to 516 and encodes 171 amino acids. Lineage: Eukaryota; Fungi; Basidiomycota; Agaricomycetes; Agaricales; Physalacriaceae.
AUGCUCCUCUGGACAGCUCUUCUCCUGCUUUCAGCCUCCUGGGCUGGAGUCUGUGCCCAAGAGCUUGAUCAACGGCUCCAGCAGUUACUCAGCGACAGGCUGUACCAAACUAAUCUCAGAGGCCCGCGAUGGACGGGUAGCGACAACCAGAACACACUAACGGACUCUGUUGCAAGAUCCAUGCGAAUUGCAGGUCUGACAGUCGACACGCUAAAUUAUACUAUCAAUAGAUGGGAUGCGCGAUGGUGGUCACUCACACUUAAUCUUCGUAAUGGUUCCUCUAUCGCACUGCCUACUACAGGAUACUGGCCGUACAGUGGCGAUAGCGGGUUGGAGGGAGUUACAGCACCUAUGAUCGACGGAGGAACUUUUGGUCUCUAUCCAGAUGAGACUGCCGAUGAAAGCACGCUCAACCUAACUCAGCUCCGGUCAGAAACUCCUGGGACUGUUCUGUUUUUCGACAACCCAAGUCCAACAAGGAACUAUUCAUUACCUGGUUAUAGCUUACUUGGGUAA